AUGACGUCAAUAGGAUGUACAUGUAAAUCAAGCCCCACACAUGAAAAUAGGGCCGCUGAGGACCCGUUUGAAGUCAUGUGUAGGACAGUACUGUACUGCCAACUGUCAGGACAGUGUCAGGACAACCCUGGCACCCGGCAGUGUCAGGAUAACCCUGGCACCCGACAGUGUCAGGACACCCCUGGCACCCGGCAGUGUCAGGACAGCCCUGGCACCCGACAGUGUCAGGACAGCCCUGGUACCCGGCAGUGUCAGGACAACCCUGGCACUCGGCAGUGUCAGGACAACCCUGGCACCCGGCAGUGUCAGGACAACCCUGGCACUCGGCAGUGCCAGGACAACCCUGGCACCCGGCAGUGUCAGGACAACCCUGGCACCCGGCAGUGUCAGGACAACCCUGGCACCAGGCAGUGUCAGGACACCCCUGGCACCCGGCAGUGUCAGGACACCCCUGGCACCCGGCAGUGUCAGGACAACCCUGGCACCCGGCAGUGUCAGGACAACCCUGGCACCCGGCAGUGUCAGGACAACCCUGGCACCCGACAGUGUCAGGACAACCCUGGCACCCGACAGUGUCAGGACAACCCUGGCACCCGGCAGUGUCAGGACAACCCUGGCACCCGGCAGUGUCAGGACAACCCUGGCACCCGGCAGUGUCAGGACAACCCUGGCACCAGGCAGUGUCAGGACAACCCUGGCACCAGGCAGUGUCAGGACACCCCUGGUACCAGGCAGGAGGACUUCAGCAAGUUACAGGAGGACCUUGACAAACUCCAGGACUCUGCAAACACGUGGUUACUGAAAUUCAGUCUCAACAAGUGUAAAGUUAUGAAGAUGGAAAAUGGAGAAAGGAGUCCAGGAAGUAUCUACACCAUAAGGGGAAGACAAUAG
Procambarus clarkii (red swamp crayfish) is the source of this 891-nucleotide messenger RNA. The record is from RefSeq and is a predicted model, not a curated record. Lineage: Eukaryota; Metazoa; Arthropoda; Malacostraca; Decapoda; Cambaridae.